GUCACAGCUGGUUCCCGGUUGGGAUCUGAGAGACUUUGCAGGGGAUGGUCCCUCGAUUAAGCAGGCCGAUUUCCUCACCAGAGUGACAAAAAUAGGGGCUCCUAAAAGGGGCUCCCUUUUCUGCAUUUCCUUGGGGAAUGAAACCCAUGAUCUUCAGUUCCUCAGAGAAGUGAAAGUAGCAACAUGGAAUCCAGUCACUCCUGUUAUCUGCAGCCUUUAUAAGUCAGCUGAGCCCGAGGAGGUGGCCCAGAGCCCGCGCACGCCAGACAUCGCUGUCCUCUCGUGAAGCCCGAGCCGAGCCAGGAUGCCUCAGCCGCCGGCCUGCCUUCUGCUUCUCUUCCUGUCCAUCACCAGUGCCCUGGCCCUGAGGCUCUGCUCCUUUAACGUGAGGUCCUUUGGGGAAGCCAAGAAAGAAAACAAGAAUGCCAUGGAUAUCAUCAUGAAGGUCAUCAAACGCUGUGAUAUCAUACUCCUGAUGGAAAUCAAGGACAGCAACAACAUGAUCUGUCCCACACUGAUGGAGAGACUAAAUGGAAACUCAAGAAGAAGCAUAAAGUACAACUAUGUGAUUAGCUCUCGGCUUGGAAGAAACACAUAUAAGGAACAGUAUGCCUUUCUCUACAAGGAAAAGCUAGUGUCUGUGAAGAAACGCUACCUCUACCAUGACUAUCAGGCUGGAGACUCAGACGUGUUUUCCAGGGAACCCUUUGUGGUCUGGUUCCAGUCACCCCACACCGUUGUCAAGGACUUCGUGAUUGUCCCCCUGCACACCACCCCUGAGACCUCCGUGAAAGAGAUUGAUAAGCUGGCUGAUGUCUACUGGGACGUGAAACGCCGUUGGAAGGCGGAGAAUUUCAUUUUCAUGGGUGACUUCAACGCCGGCUGUAGCUAUGUCCCCAAGAAGGCCUGGAAGAACAUCCGCUUGAGGACUGACCCCAGGUUUGUUUGGCUGAUAAGGGACCAAGAGGACACCACGGUCAAGGGGAGCACCAGCUGUGCAUAUGACAGGAUCGUGCUUAGAGGACAAGAGAUCAUCAGCUCUGUUGUUCCCAAAUCAAACAGCACCUUUAACUUUCAGAAAGUUUAUGAAUUGACCGAAGACGAGGCCUUGGAUGUCAGUGACCACUUUCCAGUUGAGUUUAAACUACAAUCUUCAAGGGCCUUCACCAAUAGCAAGAAAUCUAUCUCUCCAAAGAAGAAAAAGGUCUGU
This is a messenger RNA of Neomonachus schauinslandi (Hawaiian monk seal), 1210 nucleotides long. It is a transcript of the gene DNASE1L3, whose product is annotated as deoxyribonuclease 1 like 3. The record is from RefSeq and is a predicted model, not a curated record. Gene Ontology annotation, molecular function: DNA nuclease activity. The annotation marks the transcript as partial. NCBI's taxonomy places the organism in Eukaryota, Metazoa, Chordata, Mammalia, Carnivora, Phocidae. The transcript has 8 exons. Gene Ontology annotation, biological process: programmed cell death involved in cell development; apoptotic DNA fragmentation. Gene Ontology annotation, cellular component: nucleus.